Messenger RNA from Egretta garzetta (little egret), 2415 nucleotides. RefSeq names its product LARGE xylosyl- and glucuronyltransferase 1 (gene LARGE1). The record is from RefSeq and is a predicted model, not a curated record. Gene Ontology annotation, biological process: protein O-linked glycosylation via mannose. Gene Ontology annotation, molecular function: xylosyltransferase activity; glucuronosyltransferase activity. Lineage: Eukaryota; Metazoa; Chordata; Aves; Pelecaniformes; Ardeidae. The transcript has 16 exons. The coding region runs from base 145 to 2415 and encodes 756 amino acids.
GCAAGCCUGCAAGUCAUGUAGAAGCCGCAGUAACUGCAGAGUCUCUGAUGGAUAAUUGGAUUGGGAGUAAUAUGUGGGAGGCUGUGGACUAUUUGCUUCCGACAUAGGAACAGCACCGGGUUGGGAAUCUGCACUCCUGAGAGAAUGCUGGGAAUCUGCAGAGGGCGACGGAAAUUCCUGGCUGCCUCUCUGACCGUCCUUUUUGUCCCAGCCAUUACGUGGAUUUAUCUGUUCGCUGGGAGUUUUGAAGAUGGGAAGCCAGUGUCGCUGUCUCCACUUGAAUCCCAGCCCCACAGUCCUCGGUACACGGCGUCGAGCCAGCGGGAGCGCGAGAGCUUGGAAGUCCGCAUGCGGGAGGUGGAGGAGGAGAACCGCGUGCUUCGCAAGCAGCUCAGCCUGGCACAGAGCCGCAGCCCCUCACACCACCGCGGCAAUCACUCCAAAACCUACUCCAUGGAAGAGGGGACGGGAGACAGCGAGAGCCUGCGGGCUGGCAUUGUGGCAGGGAACAGCUCCGAGUGUGGGCAGCAACCAGCAGUGGAAAAAUGUGAGACCAUCCACGUUGCCAUUGUUUGUGCAGGGUACAAUGCCAGUCGGGAUGUUGUCACACUUGUCAAGUCUGUCUUAUUUCACAGGCGAAACCCACUCCACUUCCACCUCAUUGCAGAUGCCAUUGCCAAACAGAUCCUGGCGACUCUGUUCCAGACGUGGAUGGUCCCUGCUGUGCGCAUAGACUUUUAUGAUGCAGAUGAGCUCAAGUCGGAAGUGUCUUGGAUCCCCAACAAACACUACUCUGGGAUUUACGGGCUGAUGAAGUUGGUUCUGACUAAGACUCUACCUUCCAAUCUUGAGCGAGUCAUUGUCCUCGAUACAGACAUAACAUUUGCCACUGACAUUGCUGAGCUAUGGGCCGUCUUUCACAAGUUCAAAGGGCAGCAGGUUCUUGGCUUGGUGGAGAAUCAGAGUGACUGGUAUUUGGGCAACCUUUGGAAGAAUCAUCGGCCCUGGCCAGCGCUUGGGAGGGGCUACAACACAGGGGUUAUCUUGCUGCUUCUUGACAAGUUACGGAAGAUGAAAUGGGAGCAGAUGUGGAGACUCACGGCAGAGCGGGAGUUAAUGAGCAUGCUGUCCACUUCACUGGCUGACCAGGAUAUCUUCAAUGCAGUCAUCAAACAAAAUCCCUUCCUUGUCUACCAGCUCCCAUGUUUCUGGAACGUGCAGCUGUCUGAUCACACCCGUUCCGAGCAGUGCUACAGAGAUGUGUCUGACCUGAAGGUGAUUCACUGGAACUCACCAAAGAAGCUGCGAGUGAAAAACAAGCACGUGGAGUUUUUCCGCAACCUCUACCUGACAUUCCUGGAAUACGAUGGGAAUUUGCUGAGACGGGAACUCUUCGGCUGCCCCAGUGAGCCUAGUGGCAUCUCACCUCGCCUUAAACACCUGAUGAGAGAGCUGGACGAGGAUGACUUAUGCUAUGAAUUUCGCCGAGAACGUUUCACCGUCCAUCGCACUCAUUUGUAUUUUCUACAUUACGAAUAUGAGCCCGCUUCUGACAAUACCGAUGUAACGCUGGUGGCUCAGCUUUCAAUGGACAGGCUCCAGAUGCUUGAAGCCAUCUGCAAACAUUGGGAAGGUCCAAUCAGCCUGGCGCUCUAUCUUUCUGAUGCAGAAGCCCAGCAAUUUCUGCGCUACGCCCAGGGCUCAGAAGUACUUAUGAGCCGCCACAAUGUCGGCUAUCAUAUCGUGUACAAGGAGGGGCAGUUCUAUCCUGUGAAUCUGCUAAGGAAUGUGGCUAUGAAGCAUAUCAGCACACCAUACAUGUUUCUGUCUGACAUUGACUUCUUGCCCAUGUAUGGACUCUACGAGUACCUCAGGAAGUCCGUCAUCCAGCUCGACCUGGCUAACACCAAGAAAGCUCUGAUCGUACCUGCUUUUGAGACCCUGCGCUACCGCCUCUCCUUCCCCAAGUCAAAAGCAGAGCUGCUAUCUAUGUUGGACAUGGGAACCCUCUUCACAUUCAGGUAUCACGUCUGGACAAAAGGGCACGCGCCAACGAACUUUGCCAAGUGGCGAACAGCCACCACCCCCUACCGCGUUGAGUGGGAAGCAGACUUUGAGCCAUACGUUGUUGUGAGGAAGGACUGCCCAGAGUAUGACAGGCGGUUUGUUGGAUUUGGCUGGAACAAAGUAGCUCACAUCAUGGAACUGGAUGCACAGGAGUACGAGUUCACGGUGCUGCCCAACGCCUACAUGAUCCACAUGCCGCACGCCCCCAGCUUCGACAUCACCAAGUUUCGCUCCAACAAGCAAUACCGCAUCUGUCUCAAGACCCUGAAGGAGGAGUUCCAGCAGGAUAUGUCGCGCCACUAUGGCUUUGCAGCCCUCAAAUAUCUCACGGCAGAGAACAACAGCUAG